Molecule: messenger RNA, 870 nt
Organism: Naegleria lovaniensis
Lineage: Eukaryota; Heterolobosea; Eutetramitea; Acrasida; Naegleriidae
Exons: 1
Coding region: 1-870 (289 amino acids)
Source: RefSeq, a predicted model, not a curated record
AUGUUGAAAUCAGGGCUUGGAAAAUUUUUAACGGCACAAACCAAGUGUUUAUUCGGCGCUUUGAAGACUGCAUCUUUCGUCAACCUCGGAAUGCCGAAUAGAAGCAAUCAUCUCUAUUUGCAACAUUCUCCACUACUGCUACGAUAUGGAAUUCAAAAUUAUUCAAGCUGUUGUCAUGGAAACAAGAAGAAUGAAAAUCGUGUAAAACCAAGUCUUGAAAAUUCCGAUCAAAAGAUGACAACUACUAUUAAUACAACAACAGAAACAGCACCAAACACCUCUGUAUCACAAAAUUUUGUAAAUAUUGAAUCUGCCAAUACUCCAACUGUUUCAUCAUCUAUUCCUUCAUCAUCGUCCCCAACAACGACACUCUCUCCUUGGACAAGUAAAUUUUGGCAAUGCAAACAUUCAUGGAAACGAGCCUCGUUCAAUACAUUGAAUUGUUUGAUUGGAUGUUCCAUUGGCGAUUUCGGAAUGUUAUGGUUUCUAACCAGCCAAUAUCCAACCUUAUCGAUGGCUGCCAUUAUGCCCAUCUGCAUGGCUUCAGGAAUUGCCACAAGCUUAGCCCUAGAAACUACCAUUCUGAAAUGGAAGGAAAACUUUUCUUCUGUUUUUGAGGCAUUCAAAGUAGCAUGCAAGAUGAGUUUCUUCAGUAUGGCAAUUAUGGAGCUCUCUGAAAAUGUUGUAGAUUAUGCCAUGAUGACUUAUUGGGGGUUGAUUAGUAACGAUGGAACUGGGUGUACAUCCAUGUUGCAAAUUCAUGAGCCUGCAUUUUGGAUUUCAUUAGCGGCAUCACUUUCCAUGGGUUAUCUAGUUCCGUUGCCCUAUAAUUAUUAUCAAUUGAAGAAGCAUGGUAAGAGUUGUCAUUAA